Molecule: messenger RNA, 1329 nt
Organism: Lactuca sativa (garden lettuce)
Lineage: Eukaryota; Viridiplantae; Streptophyta; Magnoliopsida; Asterales; Asteraceae
Product: glycine-rich protein
Molecular function (GO): phosphatidic acid binding
Source: RefSeq, a predicted model, not a curated record
CGUGAUUUGGAUCUGAUCACGGAAAAAUCGAAAUCCCCCAAAAGCGCUUACCACCAAUCAUGUCUUACUACCCGAAAGGUCACCACUACGAAUCCGGCGACGAUGUCGAUGACUUUGAUGACUACGAUUCAACUCCGUACGGAGGAGGCUACGACAUCCACCUCACCUAUGGCCGUCCUCUCCCUCCUUCUGAGGAAACUUGCUACGCUCCCACCUCAACUUCCUCCGGCGGCUUCGACUAUGAAAGAUCUAACUAUUCCUCCUACGCCGAGCCAAGUGCCUACGGCGAAGAAGCCCUUGACAAUGAAUACAAGAACUAUGCUCGUCGCAAGCCGCGCCCUGGCCAUACCCCUGCUGUGACUCCUCAAUACGGUGGAGGUCACGGCGGUGGAUCUGGUUAUGGUAGGCCUGAGGAGCCUACUUCCGCGUAUGGAUCUGGCUAUGGACGGAAACCUGAAGAGCCUUCUUCUGAAUACGGAUCUGGGUAUGGUCGGCGUCCCGAAGAGCCCACUUCUGAGUACGGAUCUGGUUAUGGGCGGAGGCAGGAGGAGCCUACUCCUGAAUACGGAUCUGGUUAUGGUCGGAGGCAGGAGGAACCUACUCCUGAAUAUGAAUCUGGUUACGGUCGGAGACAGGAGGAACCUACUCCAGAAUAUGGAUCUGGUUAUGGUCGGAGACAAGAGGAACCUACUUCUGAAUAUGGAUCCGGUUAUGGUCGGAGGCAGGAAGAGCCCUCAUCUGAGUAUGGAUCUGGUUAUGGCAGGAAGCAGGAGGAGCCGACUUCUGAGUACGGAUCUGGGUAUGGACGGAGGCAGGAGGAGCCAACUCCGGAGUAUGAAUCUGGAUAUGGGCGUAGGCAGGAGGAGCCGGUUUCUGAGUAUGGAUCCGGGUAUGGCAGGAAGACUGAGGAAGAAUACCCUAAACCUAGUUAUGGUCGGCGAAGCGAUGAUGAAGAUGAAGGUCACGGUCAUGGUGGUCGUAAUAAAUAUGGAGAUAAUGACUCUGAUGAUGAUGAUGAGAAGAAGAAGCAUAGGCACCACCACCGCAAGCAUUAUGAUGAAUGAAGAUUGAAGUGAAGUUUGGUUUGUUGGGUUCAUAAGCUACUACCACUAGUAUGAAUAAAGGGGUGGCCAUCGUAAACAACUGGUUUCUAUCUUUGAUGUUUCUUUAUGUUUGAGUGUGUGGUUUGCCUUUGGUAUUGUUUCGUUUGGUUUUUGUUUCUAUUAAUAUAAAAGUCCCAAGCUUUUAAGCUUUUGGAUCUUUGAAAGUAUGAUUUCAGCACACCUUGAAUCUUCUAAUGUGAAUCACAUAAUAUGCAAUCUUGCUGUA